AUGGAUACUUCACAGUAUAAGUUAGGAGUUCCAAGUAUCAUGUCCUUUGCGGAUGAUACCGUCAAGGUGGUGAGGAGUGAAUAUGAUUACGAUUACAUGCGGAAAUAUGUCCCUACUCCAGAAGUGAAGAAAGAGUUAAAGGAGAUCUCCCGAAAACUUGGUGAUUGUUUGUAUGAUGGCUACAGAAGAGAGAUAAAUACUCUCAAGCCCAACGUUCACAUUGAUAAUGAAAUAGCAAAAUUGAUGGCGGCAGAGGAGGAUUUAAAACAGUCAAGGCGAAAUCUCAGAAGGAGAGCACAGAAUAUUUGUCCAUCCAGUGGACCUACAAAGGAAGAAGAAUAUGAACUCAAAGAACUGAACCGACAAUCUCUUCAAAAGAUGUAUGAACUAGAUGAUUUUAAGCGAGACUUUAUCAUAAAGCCUUUCGUUGCUACCGAAAAGGUGGAUUUGAGUUUUGAAAGAAUUGAAGAUAAUAUCCGAAAGAGACAACAGGCUCUCCAGAACCUCCGAAGAGAAAUCUAUGAGGCUUCCGUACUCCACGUGGCAGGGUAUUACAUGAAGGCAAAAGAGCUAAAGAAAACUUCCUGGGAGACAACAGAUGCUGAAAAGUCUAAACAUCAACCGAAGUCUGAUGAGAAAAAGUCUGAAUGUAAACCUGCAACUGUUUUGAAAAUGUCCAAACAUUCAUCCAAGAAGUCCACUCGUGUAACAAAAAAUAAAGUGGAGAAACCUAAGAGAACAUUAAGAAGCUGUAGUGAAAGUGACACGGAUGGAGAUGAUUCCUACGCCAAAGUAAAGGAAAUAUACCGGGCCGAGAGAUUGAGAUUUGAGAAGAAUUUGGAAAUCUUCGCUGCACGACUUGAAGAAUUUAUGGACUCUCAUCGUAACAAACACGAGGAGGAGGAAGUCUCUAUCAAACCAAAGAAAAAACGACAAACUGAUGUCAAAAUCUUCAAAACAGUCCAGGCCAAUGUCAAGAUGGUCGACAACAAUGUCAAAACAGUCCAGGCCAAUGUCAAGAUGGUCGACAACAAUGUCAAAACAGUCCAGGCCAAUGUCAAGAUGGUCGACAACAAUUUCAAAUCACUCGAAACCGAUGUCAAAACACUCAGAUUCGAUGUGAAUGCACUCAAAAGCAAUGUCAAAACCGUUAAAGCAGAUAUCCAAACCGCCAAGGCUAAAGUCAAAACUGUCAAAGUGGUCAAAUCUGAUGUCAAACUCGUCAACGAUGAUGUCAGACCUGAUGUCAAAACAACAAAAUCUGAUGGUAAAAUUGUCCUUCAAGAAAAAACAAAGGACGCCAACCGAAACCGAAAACACAGGAACCCUAGUGAGAAGAGUGAUGUGACUAUUGUCUCCCAACAUGAUUGUCAGGAGAAAAUUCAAGCUCAGACAGUCCAGGAAGAAAGGAGGAGGAAGAAGAAAGUCUUUCGUCUUCCCAGGGAGGACGUUCAGGCUUAUGUGGAUUCCUGUGAUCAUGAAAGGGCAGAAAAACGAAGAACAAAGAAAAGGAAAGAGACAAGUGUAAGCAGCAUUUCUGAGCACCCACUGUGGGAAGAAGAAAGUGAUGGAGAGAUUUCCAAGGAAUUAGUGAUUCUGCCAUUACCCACACUCGACCCCAUGCCUGUGUAUAUUGACAAUUUCCAAGCAAGUUGUGUCCUAACUCAACUGUUUUCCAGCAGAGAUGACUAUGAUGAGAACUUUGAAGCAGACUAUGUGAUUCCUCCCUAUGAGAGCGAGAGAAGGAUCUACACUAAACAAAAGAGAGUUAACUGUCACCAGAAUAAACCACACACUGGACAGAGGAGGAAAAUUGUACAUGUAGCACCACAGUGCCGCUAA
This is a messenger RNA of Ylistrum balloti, 1842 nucleotides long. RefSeq lists its product as uncharacterized. Lineage: Eukaryota; Metazoa; Mollusca; Bivalvia; Pectinida; Pectinidae. Bases 1 to 1842 code for a protein of 613 amino acids. The record is from RefSeq and is a predicted model, not a curated record. The transcript is spliced from 16 exons.